AAAAAACAAAAAAAACAAGAAAUUCAAAAUUCUUAAGAAAAAGAAUAAUAAACAAAAUGGUUAGCAUGAAACAAAACUACCUCCUCCUCCUCUCCCUGCUCUCUCUCCUCUUCCUCUCGGCUUGUUUCUCUGCCUUGGCCACUUCUCGGCCGCCGGUAGCCCUGGGUGGGCGCUGGACCCACAUCAAGGACGCCCAUAAAAACCUCCGUGCCGUGGCGACGGGGGAAUUCGCCGUUAAAGAGUACAACAAGCAAUCCGGGACGAACCUGACGUUUGUACAGGUUGUGAAGGGUGACACGCAGGUUGUUGACGGCACCAACUUCCGCCUUGUGUUGGCCGUGGAGGACGAGAAAAGCAAGAAGAUGGAUUAUGAGGCUGUUGUGUGGGAAGACAUCCAUAGGCGUUCCAGGAACCUCACUUCCUUCAGAGCUCUUCUCCAGUAGAAUCAUAUUUAUUUCUAUAUAUUCUUAAAUGCAUGAUAUGUGAAAAUCAAUGCAAAUAUAUAUUCGAUAAAUAAGUGGGUUUUACUACCCCAUUUCAUUCAGUUGGUUAGAAUAUUCUAGCUAGCUACUUAGUAUAUAUUGUUAGGUGUUUGUCUAUAAUAAUCAUAAUGUUUUUUUAUUA
Messenger RNA from Arachis ipaensis, 624 nucleotides. Its product is annotated as cysteine proteinase inhibitor 5-like. NCBI's taxonomy places the organism in Eukaryota, Viridiplantae, Streptophyta, Magnoliopsida, Fabales, Fabaceae. Gene Ontology annotation, molecular function: cysteine-type endopeptidase inhibitor activity. The record is from RefSeq and is a predicted model, not a curated record.